Molecule: messenger RNA, 5326 nt
Organism: Cheilinus undulatus (humphead wrasse)
Lineage: Eukaryota; Metazoa; Chordata; Actinopteri; Labriformes; Labridae
Gene: flt1
Product: fms related receptor tyrosine kinase 1
Exons: 30
Coding region: 474-4295 (1273 amino acids)
Biological process (GO): vascular endothelial growth factor receptor signaling pathway; protein phosphorylation; positive regulation of kinase activity
Cellular component (GO): signaling receptor complex; plasma membrane
Molecular function (GO): ATP binding; vascular endothelial growth factor receptor activity
Source: RefSeq, a predicted model, not a curated record
CGGUGCGUAAAUCCAGUACGUGCUGACAAUAAGACAAUUUGAAGAUUAUUUUCAGCAGAGGUGUGUGUUUAACAGCACGUCAGCGCGAAUUAGCUGUUUGGACAACAAGUAACCCCUCAAUGAUGGGUCAUUGAUUGCUGGGAAGGAAUUAAAGGGGGGGCUGCAGUUACGCGCCUUGGGUGUGUCAGUAGACGUCACGGAAGUCUGCUAUCCGGUGGCUGCACUGUGGGAACUGUAUAAAUCCGCGCCAGUAGCCAAAACGAUGAGAAAAAGUUGCACUGGAGUUGAAGCUCGGUGUCCUGUUGCGUGAUCUCCCGCAGCAGCCCUCAGGAAAUCUCUAUUCAGCAGCAGAGCGCCGCAGCCAAGCGCACCGCGCUGGGCUAAGUCUGGAGAGGGGUAACAUCAACUGCAGGACUAAAACCCGCUUUCUAUUUUGUUCUUAAAACGCACCUGCUCUAUCGGAGUCACCCAAGAUGAUGAAUUUUAUCCUCAUCUGCCUGUUAUGUGGAUUGUACGGUGUUCUCGCAAAAGAUAAGGAGCAAAAGGGGAAGUACAGCGUACCUAUUCUGGAUGUGAAAACCCGGCAGCUAGUCCUGGAUGUCAACAAGACGCUACAUCUCAACUGCAGGGGUCGCUGGGAGCUGACAUGGGCGUUCCCACCGGGUUUGGCCAGAGAUCAGGUGCAGGUGGAGGAUUCUCGCUGUGGGCGGACCCGCCAGCAGUACUGCAGCAGUUUGACGGUGAGCCGCAGUCAGGCCCGGCAUACCGGCCUGUUCCGCUGCAGAUACCAACGCCAAACCCGGAAACAGACAUCAGUUUACGUUUAUGUCACAGACAGCCAGCAGCCAUUUGUGGACCAUCCGGCUAUGAGCCCAGAUGUGUUGUACAUGAAGGAGAAGCAGCCGCUGGUCAUCCCGUGCCGUGUCACCCACCCCAACAUUACCACCAAGCUGGUCAAGUUACCAAACCACAGCCUGAGUCCAGACCAGAGGAACAUCAUCUGGAACAGCAAGCAAGGUUUCACCAUCCGAACUCCCACCCUCUACUACAUCGGCCUUCUCUACUGUGAGGCAAUCAGUGAAGGCGUCACACACAAUUCAAAGAUGUUCUUUGUACACAGACCAGUGAACAACAUCAUAGAUGUGUAUCUGAACAGCAAGGGACCUGUGCAGAAACUGAAGGGAGAGAGGCUAGUCUUGAACUGCACCGCCAUCGGGGAGUUGAACACGAGAGUCAACAUCACCUGGGACUACCCUGGAAAGAUUAACAGCUCUGGCUCCACAACAAAGAGGCUCCUGAAGCACCGAACCCACUUGUUGUUCUACAGUAUUCUGACCAUCCCAAAGCUCCAGCGCUCAGACCGAGGGCUUUACACGUGCCGUGUCACCAGUGGGGAGAAAACCAAACAACAGAAAGUCAAUGUCACCGUUUUUGACCAUCCAUUCAUCCGCCUGAAGCCAAGACAUAGGUCUGUGAUGGAGGUACAGGCAGGAGUGAAAUCAUACAAAAUCACCCCCAAACUACGAGCGUUCCCUGCCCCUGAAGUCGUCUGGUUCAAGGAUGGCAUGGUUGCAGCUGAGCAGUGCUCCAGAUACCACAUGAAUGGGAGUUCCCUGGUAAUCCGGGAUGUUGCAGAGGAGGAUGCUGGAAAGUACACCAUCCUGGUACGAAUCCAGGAACACGGGCUGUACCAAAAUCUCACACUUACACUUGUAGUCAAUGUGAGUCCUCAGAUAGGUGAGAAAGCAGUGUCUACACAAGACCCAGGCUCAGUGCCACGGGGGAGCAGACAAGCCCUCCACUGCACAUCCCACGGGGUCCCUCCUCCUCACAUUCAGUGGCUCUGGCAUCCUUGCCCGCCAAAAGGACUGUGUGAGAGUCCAACGUCCUCCUUGUUUUGGAGUCCUGUGACAGAAGGAGUCUUCACCACAUCCACAGGCAACCACAUCCUGAGUGUAGCACACAGGCAGGAAGUUCUUCAGGGGAAAAAAAAGACGGUGGGGGUUCUGACUGUGGCAGAGGCCUUUGUGUCUGGAGUGUAUCGCUGUGUUGCCUCCAACUCUGCAGGCUCAGACCAGCUCGACUUCCACUUCUACGUUACAGAUGUCCCAGGAGGCCUCAGUGUGACCCAGAGGGAGAAGCCUCGAGAGGGCGGAGAUCUUCAUCUCACCUGUGCUGCCAAUAAGUACCUGUACACAGCGUUGUCAUGGCAGCUGGUGAACGACACAGACGAGGCCCAGUCCUGGAGCCCUGCUCUGAGCACUCAGCAGUUCACCUCAGGCCAGUUCUCCAACACUCUGGACCUGCUCAUCAGGAACUUGACAGCCAGAGACUCUGGGACCUACAGGUGCUCCGCCCACCACAUCAUCACCGGACAGGAGACGCACCUUGAUACACCUGUGGUGGUCACAAUUUUGGAGCCUCCGGUGCUGCUUGAUAAUUUGACCGAUUGCACCGUCAAUGUCAGCAACUCAGUGAUAUUGCGAUGCCCCUCUGAAGGUAUCCCACCCCCCACCAUCACAUGGUACAAGGAUGAGCAUGCUCUGUCUCAGGGAUCAGGUAUCAUCAUAUCAACAGAGGAUGGGAGCCUGCACAUUGAUCGAAUCACAGCGGAGGAUCAGGGUCUUUAUACAUGCCAGGCCACCAAUGAGAGGGGGUCUGUGGAGAGCUCUGCUUAUAUAUGGGUCAACGGUCCUUCAGAAACCUCAUUUCUGGAAAUUUCCACACUCACUUGCACCUGCAUCGUUGCCACACUCUUCUGGCUUCUGCUCACUCUUUUCAUUCGUAGACUGAAACAGCCCAGCAGCUCCAGCGUCAAACCAGAGUACCUGUCAAUCAUUCUGGACACAGGAGAAGGACCAAUAGAAGAGCAGUGUGAGAGACUACAAUAUGACCCCAACCAAUGGGAGUUUCCUCGGGAGCGGCUCAAAUUAGGGAAACCUCUGGGCCGUGGGGCCUUUGGUAAGGUGAUGCAGGCGUCUGCAUUUGGUAUCGACAACACCACAAGCUGCAGGACCGUGGCUGUUAAGAUGCUCAAAGAGGGAGCCACAGCCAGCGAGCACAAAGCGCUCAUGACAGAACUAAAGAUCCUCAACCACAUUGGGCAUCAUCUGAAUGUAGUCAACCUACUAGGAGCUUGCACCAAGCCAGGAGGACCACUGAUGGUGAUUGUCGAGUACUGCCGCUACGGAAAUCUCUCCGCCUUCCUCAAGAGCAAGAGAGAGGUGUUUGUGAACAGCAUGGUGGCAUGGGGAGAUGAUGGAGGUGAAGGUUGUGUCAACUGCGAACUAGACGCCCAAAACAACGAGGAUAAGAGCAAAAAGCAUGAACCAGAGUGUUCUGCCAGCGCGCCUUUAUUUCUGGAGGAUCUCAUCUCCUUCAGCUUCCAGGUGGCUCGAGGAAUGGAGUUUCUGGCAUCUCGUAAGUGUAUUCACAGAGACCUGGCAGCCAGGAACAUUUUGCUUUCUGACAAUAAAGUGGUGAAGAUCUGUGACUUUGGUCUGGCUAGAGACAUCUACAAAGACCCUGACUACGUACGCAAGGGAGAUGCUCGUCUCCCUCUGAAGUGGAUGUCUCCUGAGUCAAUCUUUGACAAAGUGUUCACCACUCAGAGCGACAUUUGGUCCUUUGGCAUCCUGCUGUGGGAGAUCUUCUCUUUAGGAGCUUCUCCGUACCCUGGUCUUCAGAUCGAUGAAGAGUUUUGCCACAGGUUGAAGGGAGGGGCGAGGAUGAGAGCCCCUGAGUACAGCACACCUGAGAUAUACAGCACGAUGCUAGCCUGCUGGGAGGCAAACCCUUCAGAUCGACCCACUUUCAGUGACCUGGUGGAGACCCUGGGAGACCUGCUGCAGGCAAGGGUUCAGCAGGAUGGGAAGGAUUACAUUCCACUGGGAUCUUUUACAACAGGGGACAACGGUCGCAGUAUGACUAUUAAAGAAAACCCUCUUGCAGUCACAAAUCUGAGCUACAUGAGGGGGAUGGCCACUCUUCAGGUUUUUGAGGAACUGCCCUGCAAGGAGCCAGAGAGCCUUGACGAUGAACAGAGCGACAGCGGCAUGGUCCUGCCGUCUGAGGAGCUGAAGCAUCUGAUGACAAAUAACAGCACCAAGAACAGGAAACUCAGCAGGUUUCUUUCCUUUGCCAAGUGUCAGGACAACCAGGUGCGUUUUCUGUGCAAAGACAUCAGAGGUCUCCGUGACGACGAGCCGUCCAUCCUGCCAUGUGAUUGGGAAUCUGACGAAGGCGGCUCCCCUCCUCCUGACUACAACUCUGCUUUUCUGUACCCCUCUCUCUAGUAUCUGCUCUUGUCUUUGACAACAUUGCACAGGGUAUAAAAAUACACAUUCCUGCUCUUCAUUUCUCGUCAAUCAGAGCUUUUUCUGCUUUUACACUUUCUACCUCUACCUCGUUACGAUAUCUGCAGGUAUUCUCUCUUUCACUUGUCUUCUUUACCCAAACGUACAAAUUAACACUCUGGAUUCAACUCCAAACAUGGCUUUGCUUCUCUUCUGUUACAUGUGCACUGAAGCUUUUUCAGUAUGACAAAGUAUUAUCCUGCAUCAACACACACCACACCUUAUCAGAGCAGCCAAGCCUUACAUGCUGAAUAAUGCUGUUUUCACUAACCUGCAAGUAUUAUUAGUUUUUGUAUUGGUACCUCAUGUGCUGAGCUUUGUAAAGAGAAACACUGCUGUAUCAAACAUUUGUUUCUCCUACAUAGUGACUAUAUGCUGGAAGAAAACAGGUAUUUACUCUGUUCUUAGACUGAAUGUAGCUCUCUGUAUUUAUAUGAAUGCUGUAACAUUUAAGACUGACAUUUCUGUUCCUUAAAUUAACAUUGCCUGAAUGCACAUUUUCCCUUCACUGCUAGUUCAUUUAGCAUAGUCUUUCUUAAACUAGUAAGUCCAAACUGUUCUUGCCAAAACAUGAUCGAACAAAGAGAUGGAGACAUAUUCUUAAAAAUAAAAGCACAUUAUCGAUUUGUUUCAUUGACUUUUCCACAUUAAAUCAGCUUUAUUUCCCACUUUUAGUUCCUGGCCCACAAGUUAAAGGUCACAUAUUUUACCCCUUUGAGACAAGUUUAAUUUGGUCUUAGAGGCCCCCAAAACAUGCCUGUAAGGUUUGUUGCUUAAAAAAAAAAACACUCCAGUAUUGAAGUUUCUCUGUUUCCGCCCUGCUCAGAACAGGCUCCGCCCCUGAUCACGCCCCUCUCAGGAAAUGGAUGUGUCUUAAUGGAUGUGGCUCUCCUGAUCCUCCUCUCAGCUGGCAGCUGAGAGGAGGAUCAGGAGAGGAGGGCGGACCUUUCCUCCAAGUUGGGAGGGCCAAC